AUUAUAUGCCAAAUUAGGAUUACAAGUCUGAUGUGUGAAUGUUAAUAUUUUUUAUUCUGUAUGGCAACAUUACAUUGAACCUUCUUUUUUACGAUUCUUCUGUGGAGCAAAAGCUACAAAAUGAAGCAAAUCGUCGCUAAUCAAAGGGUGAAAAUCCCCGAUGGAUUGACGGUUCACGUGAAGUCACGGCUUGUAACUGUGAAAGGUCCUCGCGGAGUUUUGAAGAGGAAUUUCAAACAUUUGGCGGUAGACAUUCGCAUGGAAGGUCCAAGAGCACUUAAAGUGGAAAAAUGGUUCGGUUCCAAAAAAGAGCUUGCGGCAGUAAGGACUGUAUGCUCCCACGUAGAAAACAUGAUCAAAGGUGUAACAAAAGGUUUCCAGUACAAGAUGCGAGCUGUAUAUGCCCAUUUCCCCAUCAAUUGUGUCACCACUGAAGGAAAUACACUAAUUGAAAUUCGUAAUUUCCUUGGUGAGAAGUACAUCAGGAGGGUCAAGAUGGCACCAGGUGUCACUGUUGUGAACUCUCCAAAACAGAAGGAUGAACUGAUCAUCGAAGGCAACUCUCUCGAGGAUGUCUCUAGCUCAGCAGCCCUCAUCCAACAGUCAACAACUGUGAAAAACAAAGAUAUCAGAAAGUUCUUAGACGGGCUCUAUGUUUCUGAGAAAACUACUGUUGUGCAGGAUGAGAUAUAAUAAGGACAUUAAAUAGAAAAUCCGUA
Molecule: messenger RNA, 719 nt
Organism: Amyelois transitella
Lineage: Eukaryota; Metazoa; Arthropoda; Insecta; Lepidoptera; Pyralidae
Gene: RpL9
Product: large ribosomal subunit protein uL6
Exons: 3
Coding region: 121-693 (190 amino acids)
Biological process (GO): cytoplasmic translation
Cellular component (GO): cytosolic large ribosomal subunit; ribosome
Molecular function (GO): rRNA binding; structural constituent of ribosome
Source: RefSeq, a predicted model, not a curated record